CUUCAUCAUGACUAAAAAGAGGAGAAACGGUGGACGAAACAAGCACGGCCGAGGCCACGUCGGAUUCGUCCGAUGCUCUAACUGCUCCCGAUGUGUGCCCAAGGACAAGGCAAUCAAGCGAUUCACUGUCCGCAACAUCGUUGAGGCCGCUGCCGUCCGUGACAUCUCGGACGCUUCGGUCUACGCCGAGUACGCCCUGCCCAAGCUCUACAUCAAGAUCGCCUACUGUGUCUCGUGUGCCAUCCACGCCCACGUUGUCCGAGUGCGAUCGCGCAUUGGACGAAGGAACCGUGCUCCCCCCGUUCGAGUUCGUUACAACAAGGACGGAAAGAAGAUCAACCCAGCUGUCGCUGCCGUCCAGAACUCCGGUGUCGGUCCUCAGGCCGGAGGUGCUCCCGCUCCCACUGUCCGAGUCUAAGUCUGUCGCCUCUUUCCUUUUUGUAGGAUAGACGAGCCGCUUUCUUUGCC
Molecule: messenger RNA, 468 nt
Organism: Microstroma glucosiphilum
Lineage: Eukaryota; Fungi; Basidiomycota; Exobasidiomycetes; Microstromatales; Microstromataceae
Product: ribosomal protein S26e
Exons: 3
Coding region: 8-418 (136 amino acids)
Biological process (GO): translation
Cellular component (GO): ribosome; cytosolic small ribosomal subunit
Molecular function (GO): structural constituent of ribosome; mRNA binding
Source: RefSeq, a predicted model, not a curated record